AUGCCUCGUUUGCAUAAGCUGCCUAUAAAUAAAACAGAUAAAGGCUCUAAGAAAGCAGUGACCAAGACACAGAAGAAGGAUGGGAAGAAGCGUAGGAAGAGCAGGAAGGAGAGUUACGCCAUUUACGUCUACAAGGUGCUGAAGCAGGUGCACCCUGACACCGGCAUCUCCUCCAAGGCUAUGGGCAUCAUGAACUCCUUUGCCAAUGACAUCUUUGAGCGCAUUGCCGGAGAAGCUUCCCGCCUGGCUCACUACAACAAGCGCUCCACCAUCACCUCCCGAGAGAUCCAGACUGCCGUACGCCUGCUGCUGCCGGGAGAGCUGGCCAAGCACGCCGUGUCCGAGGGCACCAAGGCUGUUACCAAGUACACCAGCGCCAAGUAAUCUCCCCCUCCUCUAA
Messenger RNA from Pseudophryne corroboree (corroboree frog), 400 nucleotides. Its product is annotated as histone H2B 1.1-like. The transcript has 2 exons. The record is from RefSeq and is a predicted model, not a curated record. Gene Ontology annotation, cellular component: nucleosome. Gene Ontology annotation, molecular function: structural constituent of chromatin; DNA binding; protein heterodimerization activity. The coding region runs from base 1 to 384 and encodes 127 amino acids. Lineage: Eukaryota; Metazoa; Chordata; Amphibia; Anura; Myobatrachidae.